GAAUCGGUGUUGGAUUAUUCCGGUCUGUUCUUCGGUGUGUUUUCGGGGUUAGCGGCUGCAGCAGCUCGUUGUUUUUUGCCUUUCUUGCAAAUAUUCGUCUCCACAAAACCGGUGAAAACGUUCACCCACAUUUCUGUUGAAUACUCAAACACCGAGCCCGACAGGAAGCAUGUCCACAGCCCUGGAGAGCUACAUCAACCGCACUGUGGCCAUAGUCACCUCAGACGGUAGGAUGAUUGUGGGUACUCUGAAGGGCUUCGAUCAGACCAUCAACCUGAUCCUGGAUGAGAGUCAUGAGCGGGUGUUCAGCUCCAGUCAGGGGGUGGAGCAGGUGGUGCUCGGUCUCUACAUCGUCCGAGGAGACAACGUAGCCGUGAUCGGGGAGAUCGACGAGGAGACCGACUCCACUCUGGAUUUAGGAAACAUCAGAGCCGAGCCGCUCAACUCUGUCGUCCACUGACCCUCUGAUCUUUGACCUCCGACCCCUGCUGUCCUCCUGCUGUGUCGUUGUUUCCACAGCAACAGGAGGAAGGUGACAGCAUAACUCGCGCCGUGUCCGAACUCGCUCCCUCAUUUGCUCAUUCACUCCUCUCUGAGAGGCGCUCGGCAGUUCUCUCAGUAACCAGCAGUAAAUUCAUUUGUCACCGUCAUUUUGUUGUUACUCACCUGCUGAGUCGCACAACUGUAAUAAAAAAGCAGAAGUUGUGGUACAUGACGCUGCAGUGUCUCCUUCCAUUGUCUGACGUUUGUGGACGAAUUACACAAGAUAAAUUCACACACUGAGAAAACACGACGAAGUGAUUUCGGACACAGCGUUUGUGUGGAUGGGUGUUACAGGAGGCUGUUUUAACACUGGAUCAGCUGAGACCUCCUCCAGUCUGUAAUAAUGGACUGAAACAACAACAACAGUUUACCCAGUAACAGGCUCCUGUCGUCACGUGUUUCAGUUUGGAUUUUUAUAAAUGAAGACGUGAAUUUUUGCUGGAUUAACUUUUUUAUGCUUCAAGUGUUUUUGUCAGAUUGUGGUUGUUUAAUAAAGUUUCAUUUCUCAGA
Messenger RNA from Toxotes jaculatrix (banded archerfish), 1053 nucleotides. RefSeq names its product LSM8 homolog, U6 small nuclear RNA associated (gene lsm8). Gene Ontology annotation, molecular function: RNA binding. Gene Ontology annotation, cellular component: U4/U6 x U5 tri-snRNP complex; U6 snRNP; precatalytic spliceosome. Lineage: Eukaryota; Metazoa; Chordata; Actinopteri; Toxotidae. The record is from RefSeq and is a predicted model, not a curated record. The transcript is spliced from 4 exons. Gene Ontology annotation, biological process: mRNA splicing, via spliceosome. The coding region runs from base 170 to 460 and encodes 96 amino acids.